Molecule: messenger RNA, 4213 nt
Organism: Oxyura jamaicensis (ruddy duck)
Lineage: Eukaryota; Metazoa; Chordata; Aves; Anseriformes; Anatidae
Gene: SGMS1
Product: sphingomyelin synthase 1
Exons: 9
Coding region: 663-1904 (413 amino acids)
Biological process (GO): sphingomyelin biosynthetic process; ceramide biosynthetic process
Cellular component (GO): Golgi membrane; endoplasmic reticulum membrane
Molecular function (GO): sphingomyelin synthase activity; protein binding; ceramide cholinephosphotransferase activity
Source: RefSeq, a predicted model, not a curated record
GCUUACGUGACGCGCCGCCCCGCCCGCUCUGCCCGCUGCUGCCGCCGCCGCCGCUGCAGCCGCCCAGGGGACCCCGCUCGGCAGGCGGCCGAGCUGCGCUGAGCCGAGCAGAACCCAGCCGAGCCCAGCGCCGGGGGCGCCGCGCCGCCCGUGACUCUUACGACUACGUGAGCAGCAGCCAGUAGCAUGUCAUCUGGGCUUUGACUCUCAUAGUCAUAGUGAGCUUCUAACCUGAAGAACCGAGUUCUCUGGGUAGGAAGGCAGUUUCAGGAACAAGAGGUGCCCAUCAGGAUUUCAUCUGGUUUAUGUGAGCUGCAACAGGAGGCCAGGAGAGUGCUUGGAUAAGUCCUUUGGAUAAGCAGAACAGAAGCCAGGCAUAUCAUUCAGUAACUAGGUGCGAUGCGUUUGAUAAGAUACCAGUGGGUGGUGGGGGAAAAGAAAGAAGAAGAAUGCCAAUGUGAAUAUGAAGUGAACCAUUUCUUGCACUUUUCACGGUGCCUGGGUGCUCACAUCCGAUGGUUAGAGACAGAGACUUGUCUCUUGCCAAACUGCUUCCUCGGACAAGAUGAAGCCAAGGAAGAGCUUUCUGAUGCACUGGAGUCACAGUGACUGCUGCCCAAUUUAAAAAUCAAUGUGAGACUGCGUUCCAGCUGCCUGGCGAGAUGAAAGAAGUGGUGUUGUGGUCACCCGAAGAGGUGACAAAUUGGCUAACAGAAAAUGCUGUGCCAGAAUAUUGUGAGCCGUUGAAGAGCUUCACUGGGCAGGAUUUGAUCAACCUGACGGAGGAGGAUUUCAAGAAGACACCUCUUUCCCGGGUGUCUUCCGACAGUGGACAGCGGCUAUUGCACAUGAUUGAGACCUUAAAAAUGGCUCAUCACAUUGAGGCUCACAAAAAUGGGCACAUCAAUGGGCACAUCCGCAUCAGCAUGAGCAACACCACACAUGAAAAUGGCUUUAGUAGUAAAAUGAAGCUGAAUGGGGUGCCAAAUGGGUAUAAGAAGGAGAUGAUAAAGAUCCCCAUGCCAGAGCCAGAGCGCUCACAGUAUCCCAUGGAAUGGGGGAAGACUUUCCUGGCUUUUAUUUAUGCACUUUUUUGUUUCAUCUUUACCACAGUGACUAUCUCAGUUGUUCAUGAAAGAGUGCCUCCCAAGGAGGUGCAGCCUCCCCUACCAGAUGCAUUUUUUGAUCGUUUUGAUCGGGUGCAAUGGGCCUUUUCUAUUUGUGAAAUUAACGGCAUGAUCCUUGUAGGACUGUGGUUUGUUCAGUGGCUGCUGUUAAAAUACAAGUCUAUAAUUAGCAGAAGAUUUUUCUGUAUAGUUGGCACACUAUAUUUGUAUCGGUGUAUUACAAUGUAUGUAACUACACUCCCAGUACCUGGCAUGCAUUUCAAGUGUUCUCCAAAGCUUUUUGGAGACUGGGAAUCUCAUCUGCGAAGGAUAAUGAAACUGAUUGCUGGUGGAGGAUUGUCCAUCACAGGAUCCCACAACAUGUGCGGCGACUAUCUGUACAGUGGUCACACCGUCAUAUUAACUCUUACAUACUUAUUUAUCAAAGAGUAUUCCCCACGGCGACUCUGGUGGUAUCACUGGCUUUGCUGGACGCUCAGCAUGGUUGGGAUGUUCUGCAUCCUCCUUGCUCAUGACCACUACACUGUGGACGUGGUGGUGGCUUACUACAUCACUACAAGACUUUUCUGGUGGUAUCACACGAUGGCCAACCAGCAAGUGCUAAAAGAAGCUUCCCAAACCAACCUCCUUGCAAGGGUCUGGUGGUACAAGCCCUUCCAGUACUUCGAAAAGAAUGUCCAGGGAAUUGUACCUCGCUCCUACCACUGGCCCUUCCCCUGGCCGGUGCUGCAUCGAGGCAGGCAGGUGAAAUACAGCCGACUGGUGAAUGACACAUAACAGUGUGUUGAUGGACAAAAUGGGGGGGAAAAAGACCUGUCCCAAGUGCUAAGAACUCCAUACAAGAAGAUGCCAUAAAAAAAAAAAAAAAAUCAACCCCUCCCUAACCCUUUAUUUUAACAGUUACCUUGACUUAAUCUAUUCAGUUACCUGGUAAGCACUGUGAUCUUUUUUUCUCUCCAAAGGAUCUGCGUUGGACAACAAUAAAGAAAAUUUAACUUAUCAUGCACUGUUAUACAUUUCUUGUUAAUAGAUUUGGGAUUUUCAUUACCCAUCACCAUGUUCCUUUGUAUAUGAUGCGAGAGCAUAAAUGAAAUCUUUUCUAUCAUAAGUUCUGGUCUUUCCAGUCACGUCUGGGAAUAAUGCAUAUUAUUUUCUUGGGAAAACAUACUUUUCAUAUCUCUUGCCCCAAAGAUUGGGCUGUAAGCCAUUUUCUAGCAAAUGACUAUAUGAAGGUUUCUGAAUACCUGCCUUGGGGUAAAAUCAAGAAAUCCUUCUACCUGUUGCACCGUGAUACAAAUAAGAUGAUAGACACAGGAAGGUUUGGUAAUCUUGAUUUUGUAGAAUCUGCAGUGACUGUGUCAAAAAGUGUGCAAAAAAAAGUUGUAAAGCGAUUUUCUAAGUAUUUCCUAACUUUAUUUUUCAAAAUGUGUAUGAAAAUUAAAUUUAAAAAGAUUUUUACAUGUCAGAGAAUAGAGAGUUAAAAUUUAAAGAAACUGCUUCUUGGGAGAGAGAGAUUUGUCUAUGUUUCUAGUGCCUUUCUUGUCUUGAUUGUAUGGUUAGUAGGCAGUCUUAAAUGUUUUUAUUUAAAAUAAAGUAUUCCAUGAAAGCAGAAUUAUAUAUACUGUAUAAUUACUAAUUUUUGCAUUUAUAGCUAAAUUAAACUGGAAAUUUGCUUAUAAUGUUGAAAUUGCCAUGUCUAGGGAAAAACCAAAUAAAAAGGGUCAGAUCUUGUUCACACAUUGUGGGCAGAUCAUAUUAAAUAUAUCACUUUAUUGUCUACUUGGUAGCUGUAUUUUAAAAAGAAAACAGCCAUGAAUUCCUGUUUUUUAAGAAUUUUACAAAUGAUCACUGAGUGAACUAGGAGUAGUUUCUCCAUCCCGUAUUGAGAUGUUGUUGAAAAACAACAAAGAUAUUCUAUUUCUUUAAAAUAUUUGUGCAGAAACUGCAUGUAAUUAUAAGUUUCACUCCUACCAUACAUACUGUAUGUCUGGGGAAGUAUUCUAUCCUAAUCUUGCCAAUGUGCAGAACAAAAUAGUUUUUUUUUAAGAAUGAUGAAGAGAAAAUAUAUAUAUAAAUAUAUAUAUAUAUCCAUUCUGUAUUUUACGUGAAGCAGAGUUAUCUUCUGUAGGGUUUUUGUGUAUUCACAAGGUGAUAUUUGUAUUGUAAAACAACAAUGGUGAAGGAAAAUAAAAAGGCUUUUGAAAAAUGUAGUUUCCUUUAUCUUCUUAAUAUUAAUUUUAAAUUUAAAGUUGGGUUUAUUCUUCUUAACUUUGCCUUUAAUUUUACAUGUUAUUGCAUUGUAGGCCAUCAAAUUUAGACUGUAUGGAAACUGCAUUGAUUUUUGAAUUGCUGUUCACCUUUGGCAAUCAGUGCCUUAUCUGAAGUAAAUGCUAUGCAAUAGAUUCUGAUCGUUUGGGAGCUGGGAGCAGAUCUGAGAAGCCUUCCUUGGAACCAUCACCAGGGCUUGAAAAAUCUACCCCAAAACUGCUGGGAUGGAGCAUAUUGCAGGGUAAACACCCGUAACCCCAGGAGCUACCAAUCUUGUUGCUUAAACUAGAAAAAAAAAAAAAGUCGAAUUUCUGUGAGUACAUUAUGGUGAAAUUGGUGAAAGUGUCACUUUUUUAUUUUUUGAUGAUUUCUCUCUACUUCUCUGCCCUGUUUCUCAUCCUCAGCCUAAGACCGCCUUGAAGAAUCAAUCCCAUGUUCUGCUGCUUUGCCUUGCUGUUGCUUGGGAUGCUAGACAAGACUAACCCAUUUCUUAUCACUUCGCCCUGAGAGGGAUUUCCUCAUGUCCCACAUUCCUUUGCAAAACCCUUUGCAACAGCAUUUGCAGAGCUAUCUGCGAAUUUCAGGGAUAGCUCCGCGUGCUUGGCCUUGAGUUGAGAGUUAUUAUCUUUGCAACUAUGUGGUUGAAAGCUGAGUUUAAAAAAGCCAACUCAUCCAAAGAUGAUUGCUUGAGAGACUUCACACUCCCAGACGUAAAUGAAUGAGUAGAUUUUUCAAGACCUGGCGUCACGCACAUCAAAACCAUUGACAUAAGUAAAUGUAUGGAUAUAUGCACAUGACAUUAAAUGGAAUCUGCUGAA